CGCUGCCGAUAUGGGAUUUGAAAGGUGCACCGGAGGUAUGAACUUUUUCAUGAAAUCCAAACAAUACACGCGACUCAAUCGUGUCUGUCACUUGCAGAUUCCGUUCACAUUCAAAGUAUUCGGACAAUUGAUCCGGUUGAUCCUGCGCAGAAACGACAAGAUCACAGCGUCCGACUUUCAAAUCUGGAAGCACAAUACGAAAGGUGUGAUGGAGGAGUUGUCGCUGUUGAGCGCACCGGAUCCUUGUUAUUAUCUUCACAGCGAUCACGUCGGCUCCGCAGCAGUGAGCUUCUGUCAGGAACGUGGAAUGCACGGGCUCAUCUUUUUGGAGAACAUGACACUGGAGAUCACGCCGUUGCCGAACAGCCUCGCCUCGUCGCCCUUACUCAUCGACGAUCUUUACGUCAAAGAAGAAAAGAUCGAUCUCCUGGGUGAGCCCCACCUGGUCAAGCGGUCACUGAAACAUCGCAUCGAGGAGCAACGCUUCGCACGAGCAGCUACGGAGGGCGGCGGGUUAACGUUGGAGCUUGCGGUCUUCUUCGACGAGGCUGCGUACCGUUUGUUCUCACCUUUUCUGGAUGAGGACGACAGGAAGAUCCGCGACAUGCUGCUGGCAUACGUGAACGGUAUCCAAGCAUUGUACCACCACCCGAGUCUCGGUGUCGCCAUCGACGUCUCCCUGGUACGCUUGGACAUCAUUCAGAGGCAGCCGGCCGACCUGCCGGAUUUUGGCGGCGAGAGGGCCAGCCUGUUGGACUCGUUUUGCAAUUACGCGAUGGCCCGCAAUCCCCCGGAAGACGCCCAUCCGCACCACUGGGACAUGGGCCUUUACGUGACCGGCUUGGAUCUUUACGUGAUCGAGAACGGCAGACGGAACGACGCCACCAUGGGUCUGGCCACGGUCGGCGGCCUCUGUCUCUCGCGUUACUCCUGCGUCAUCACCGAAUUGGGGGUGACGGAUCAGCUCGGCAAGCCGUAUCCAUCCGCGGGCUUCUCGUCGGUGUACAUCGCCGCCCACGAGAUCGGUCAUAACCUAGGAAUGCAUCACGAUUCGAGUGGCAACGCGUGUCCCAAGGACGGAUACAUAAUGUCACCCAGCAGGGGCACCCGAGGCGAAACGAUCUGGUCGGAAUGUAGUCGCGAGAUAGCCGAAGCCCUCCCGCGCACGAAAGUCUGCCUCUUGGACGCCUCGGUAUCGUCUUUCGAUCAUUCGCGAUAUCGCGACCUGCCUGGACGGGAAUGGACGGCCAAGAGACAAUGCGAACUGCUCCUACGCGACAAGGACGCGAACGUGGUGACGUUGCAUCAGGCGUGUCAGUCUUUGCAAUGCGGGACUCCCCGCAGAAGCGGCUACUACUUCGCCGGACCGGCGCUGGACGGAACUCAUUGCGCGGCUGGCAGAGAGUGUCGCGGCGGGGAAUGCGUCCGCGUGCGGAAGGAUGGAAGCUGGAGCGAAUGGGAAGAGGGCCCUUGCACCAGCGGCUGCUUGCAAAGGUCCAAGGGUACUCGCGUCCGGCAACGAGUCUGCGAAUACCGCACCGGCAGCUGCAAAGGCCCGCAUCGCGAUGUGCUGUUGUGCAAGGACGAGAAGCUCUGCAAGAAGAAACGCCACACGGCCGGUGAGUUCGCCACCCUGAAAUGUGGCAUCUUCAGCGACAGCCUGGCCGAGCUGGACGGCACGGCGAAGGGGCUGCAGGCGAGCCACGAGCCCGACAAGCCUUGGAUGGCCUGUGCUGUAUUCUGCCGGCGAAGAGACAUCGCCGCGUACUACGCGCCGCGCGCCGAACUGAACGAUUUCGGCCUCGAUCCGUACUUCCCGGACGGCACGUGGUGUCACGCCGAAGAAGGCCGAGAUUACUACUGCCGGCAGCAUCACUGCCUGCCGGAAGACUUCGCAUUUGGGAAGAGCGGCUGGCAGCGCCGAGAGAACCGUUCCGAUCGGCUCGCCUCGCGCGACAACGCUUCUUCACUGUCUGACGAGUGGAUCGAUUACAUCGAGCUGCCCGCGUGAUGUUAUCCUUGUAAUAUAUCCCCGUAUCGGAUAUUAAAAUAAGACCGAAUCGACUUUUGUAGGGAACAGCCGCACCGGUGAGUUGCUUUAAUAACUAUAGCCUGUCUAAUUUAUUAAUGAUACAUUUAUACGAGUAACGGAACGAUAUAUCAGUUACACACGUUUUAACGCAAGAAAAUUCAGACUGAAUUAUUAGAAUUAUAUUUUCGCAUGUUAAAAACGCGUAAAUCCGCAGCAAUUUCAAAAACAAUCCCGAGAAGAAGGUUGGUUUAUAAAAGGCUUGCUGCAAAAUUAUUAUCAAAGAAACUCGAGAGGAAAUAACGAAAAAAAUACGUAUCAAUCCGAUGGUAUUAUUGUUUUUGCCUUAAAGUGCUUCUCGAACGAUCCCGGUAGCAUCAUUAUUGCGAAAGUUACAGCUUGUUGAAUUUCGCCUAUGUUUUAUCACAAUGGAAAGUACAUCUGACCAGCCCUUUACUUGAGAAAUAGAAAAUGAAAUGCUUCAUCGCUCAUUCAUAUCACGAUCUCAGCUUCUCGUUGAAUAUAAUGGCGAUUCGUAGCGGGGAUUCCGCAACUAAAUUUCAGGAAAAUAACGGGUCUAAUAAACCCGUUGUUUCUCUAAUGGGUAUGUUAUUAAUGUAACGGUUCUGUCAUUUAGUUCUAGAAUCUCCGCUACGAGUCGCCACAAUGCUGAACGAGAAGCUGAUGUCGUGAUAUGACUAAACGAUGGAGUCGGCCGUACUUCUAUUUCUCAAGUAGUAUGACUCAAGAGCUAGUCAGACGUGCUUUCCAUUGUAAUAAAACAGAGACGAAAUUCAACAGGCUGUAACCCGUUUAAGGAGCACUUUAAGGCUUCAAGUCUUUUAACCACAUUAGCUAUGUUAAUGUUGUCAUUAAUUUUUGUUAAGAUAUUUCGAGUUAAACGAAAAAUGGCGACCGCUCAAUUUCAAACCGCUCGUUCGGCUUUCAGUCGAGUUUUUAGAGCGAAAAAUGAUUUGAUUCGAAAAUGUGAUGCAGACGUUUUAAAGAGAAAACUUUAAACUUUUCAUUUGUUAACGUACACUCAGUUACGGAACGGUUUCAACAGCUUUUGUUUCUUAUAUUUCGGAAAAAUUACGACGAAGCUAAGAAGCUAUGAAUUGACGAUCAUGCGCAGUAGGUGAUCUGACAGCUGUUAAAUUACAUGUACAAGGUGUAGGCAUAAAGAUAAGUAAUAGAGCAAUAUAUUAGUUACACACGCUUUACAAUACAAGAAAAUUAAGACUGAAGAAUUAUAUUUAUAAAUUAUAUCGCAUUUGCGUUUGUUAAAUACGCGUAAGCCCGACGAAGAAUAAGGUAAGAUUCACAUGUUCAAUGUUAUGCUUAUUCUUCAUAUUCGUAUGAUUGUUCUUGCUUCAAGCAUCAUCGGAUUGAUCUAACCUAAGACAGUCUUAAAUAGAAGACCUGAUUUGUAUUCUGAAAUGAAAAGUUCAUAUUGUUGGAAGAAGAUUACCGUACAUUUCAUUCAAAUAUGGAGUUAUUCAAAACAACACAUUCAUUUUUUUCAUGCAAUUAUUUUAAAUGUUACAACAAGAUUUAUUAUUUUCAAAAUAUUAUGAUCUGUAGUGGACCUUUCGUGAUCCUGCAAUAACAUUAUGAUAUUGUUGAAAUUCAAGAAUAUUAAAUUUUGUAAGAAUAUAUUCUUGCUCAUGUAUGAAACAAUGAUUGCGUCUAUUAGAAUAUAAAAGUUUUGAAUUGAUAUUUGAUUUUUUCCGUGUAUAGGUGUGACGUACUUUUCAAACCUGCACAAAUGGGCGAAAUGUAAGAUUAGCUUGGAACUUUACGUGGGAGCAUAUUUUUCAUUUCUUUCAACACUCCUCAAAUCAUGUAUUUUCCUGUAUGAAUAAGUCUCGUUUCACGUGUUUCUUACGACUAUUUAUUGAGGAGAAAGGAUAGUUUCUUCCCCAUUUUCACAAGUGUACUCUAUCAAUCUCAAUUGUUAUUUUAUUCGAAUAUCUCUUUAUUUGCAAAUGGCACGUAAGAAAUAUAAACGUGUCAUUUCUCAUCUAUGAUGUGAUUUCAAUAUCACGACGACUAGUCCAGGAGCGCAAAAUUAAGUUGACAUGGAACCUUCUUGUCAUUUUCUUAUGAUUUUGUCGUUGUUAAUUUUACGACGAUUUCUUGAUCGUUCGAGUAAAAGAAAAAUGUUCGUCCAAUUUUACAAGUUCACUGAUCACAAACGUCAUUUUGUGGAUACAUCUUUUUAUUUCAAAGUAUAACGCAAAAAAUCUUGACAUGCGCUUCUAACGUCAUUAAACAAGGACAGCCACAGCAAUUACUCCGGAGCCUUGAUAAGUUAUCCACUUAAUUGCCAUUGUCAAUUAUAUUAUUGACAUCUUCGAGACGUACUUCCCAUUAAUUUUACAGCAUACUUUCGAAAUAAAAAUGCUCGUAUGAACGAAUCUGUUGCAUCGUGUACGUUCUUUUUCUACUCAACUUCAUUUUCACUAAUGCUCAGACAUUUUCCAUUGGAUUUACAUGUGGUAACUGUGAUGGUCAGUCUGAUGUUUCGUCGUCAUUUUCUUCCUUCUAUUGGGAGCAAAGACGAUCCCAAUGUUUUGGGUCGUUGUCCUCUUGAAGGAUCCUGGCCUUUACAUCGAAACUACUUUUCUGCAGAUUAAGAACCGUCUCAAUGCUUAUAUCGAUCCGAUUCGAUUUAUCCUACACUCCGGCGUUAAACACGUCGUUCCAAGUCGAACAACAACUGAAAUUCUCUGUAUAAUGUGUCAUAAGGGAAGAGUUCUUUUACCUAAUCGCUCAACUUUUCGAUGCAACAGUUUCCAAAUAGAAGUUUAUCCGGUCACGUUAUUAGACAGACCGUAAUUGUCCAGUUGUCUCUCGUGGAAAGAAAAUAAAAUUAUUAUUAAUUGACAGGCUUUUACUGCGUGGUGGAGUACAAUUUUUUAGUAGACGUAGACGUGCGCUCUCCUUGAAUCGUGUGAAAAAGUCUCGGGAGAUAGGCCGCGCGCGCGAGAGAGAGGGGGAGAUGACGUCAACCCACUUUGCCGCCUAUUUUAAGAGUGUCUCGAUAUUAUAUUCGUACAGGAGCGGGGCUUGCGGAGAAUCGAGGGCAAUAAAGAAAGAAGAAAAAAGGAAGCAGCGUGUGUUGUAUCGUGUAACUUAGUAACCUUCGUAUUAUUUUGCGUACAAAUAAUUAAUCAACCAUUAAACUUAGGAGCACGUUACGUAACAGGACAUGUGGCUCGACGUUAUAAACGUGUUACAAUCGCGCCGAUGCGUGCGCUAGUGAUUCUGCCUUAACACUUAAUAUAAACAAGAAUUCCUCCUCAUUACAGAGAUUUAUAUGUGCGAGAAAAGAAAAAAAA
This is a messenger RNA of Dinoponera quadriceps, 5373 nucleotides long. RefSeq names its product A disintegrin and metalloproteinase with thrombospondin motifs 14 (gene stl). The transcript has 4 exons. Gene Ontology annotation, molecular function: metalloendopeptidase activity. Gene Ontology annotation, biological process: proteolysis; extracellular matrix organization. Bases 11 to 2011 code for a protein of 666 amino acids. NCBI's taxonomy places the organism in Eukaryota, Metazoa, Arthropoda, Insecta, Hymenoptera, Formicidae. The record is from RefSeq and is a predicted model, not a curated record. Gene Ontology annotation, cellular component: extracellular matrix.